Messenger RNA from Chaetomium globosum CBS 148.51, 528 nucleotides. RefSeq lists its product as uncharacterized. The transcript has 2 exons. NCBI's taxonomy places the organism in Eukaryota, Fungi, Ascomycota, Sordariomycetes, Sordariales, Chaetomiaceae. The record is from RefSeq and is a predicted model, not a curated record. Gene Ontology annotation, cellular component: endoplasmic reticulum membrane. Gene Ontology annotation, biological process: very long-chain fatty acid biosynthetic process; sphingolipid biosynthetic process; fatty acid elongation. Gene Ontology annotation, molecular function: 3-hydroxyacyl-CoA dehydratase activity. The coding region runs from base 1 to 528 and encodes 175 amino acids.
AUGGCCAAACAAACCGGCUUCGGCCCCAAAAAGGCCUACCUCAUUCUCUACAAUGCCGCCUCCGCCGUCGCCUGGGCCACCAUCCUCGGCCGUGUCGCCGUCGUGCUCGGGUGGAAGGGGGCGCCCUUCGUGCCGCUGGUGGUCGACAACUUUGCGCGCAUCACCCAGACCUUCGCCAUCAUGGAGGUCGUGCACGCUCUGACCGUCGCCAGCCGCCUAUUCCUCGUAUGGGGCAUAUGCUACCCGUUUCCGCAGCUCAACACCAACGUGUUCUACUCGACGAUGCUGGUGGCGUGGAGUCUGACCGAGGUGAUGCGCUACUCGUACUUUGCGCUCAAGCAGAUCGACGCGGUCCCCGCCUGGCUGCACUGGCUUCGCUACAGCGCCUUCCUGGUGCUGUACCCCGUGGGCAUCAGCAGCGAGGUCGCCAUGACCCUGUCGGCUAUCUGGGGCCCCGCGGAUGAGCUCUCGUCGUGGUAUACUUUUGGGCUGACGCUGGUGUUGGCGGCUUAUGGUCCGGGUGAGUAA